Poecilia reticulata (guppy) is the source of this 7683-nucleotide messenger RNA. Its product is annotated as sorting nexin-19-like. Gene Ontology annotation, cellular component: intracellular membrane-bounded organelle. Gene Ontology annotation, molecular function: phosphatidylinositol binding. NCBI's taxonomy places the organism in Eukaryota, Metazoa, Chordata, Actinopteri, Cyprinodontiformes, Poeciliidae. The record is from RefSeq and is a predicted model, not a curated record.
UUACAGUCGAAACAUGGUUCAGACURUAAAAGUAACAAGCUGUGAGUUUCUGUCCAUUUGGAUAACAUCAUAUUCAUAAUGGGUUUUUUUUGUGUUUUUUUUCCACGAUGACAAUGGACAAUACUGUUGCCCCUCCCAGCAGCUCACUCCUCCCUUUCUGAGCCGUCGUCCUUCUGUGUUCCUCAGGCUGAGGUAGUAGGUUGUAUAGUUCAGAGUGACACCACAGGAGAUAACUGUACAGCCUCCUAGCUUUCCCUGAGGAAACACAACGCACUCUACUCUGACCAGGAAUUUAAAUAUGAACAACUUUCAUGUAUUUGCAGGGGGGCAGGGGGGGGUUGCAGUUAUUUCUAAAAAAAAAAAAGAAAAAAAAAUGCUACAUUUUCAGUGUUUUCACAUUUUUACAGAGCCCAGUAACAGAAAAAAGUAAAAAUAAAUAAAUAAAUCUCGACCAGCUAAAAAAGACAAGCAUCUCAUCCCGUGUGACAAUAUUAGUGACAGAAAGAGCUAAUUAAAAUCCUGACAGAGAACAGGACAAUGCUUCAGAUGUUUGAGAGUCAAGGGAAAAGUACCGUUGCAUUGAGGUUUGUGGGACGGUGUAAUGAAAGAGAUGCCACUGAAUGGGGGAAACACCAUACACCCGCAAGAGGAAGAGCACGGUUUUGGCAGCCAAUUAUGAACAAAGUUCAAUUUCACUUAACCAAAACGAUAUAUUUCCUCAGCGCAACUAUGCGGUGAACAUGCUGCUGCGAUAAAAACAACUUUCACUGCUUCAGACCAAGAAACCCACAGACCCCAAAAUCAUCUACAGCGACUGGAGGUUUACUUAUUUAUUGUUUAAUUUGGGGUGUACUCUGAUUGAUUUCCUGUGCAUGCUCGGAGAAAAUUCAGCUGGUUCCGAUUAGGAUGUUUCUGUGAAUAAACUUCUGAUCAAAUUCUGCUUAAAGAGGGAUUUUAUUUGUAAAUUACCUGACACUAAKGAUGAUUAAAAGCAGCCAGACAAAUAAUACGAUAAGCACAAUUAUGAAUGGACAUAUUUAUUUAUUUUUCCCCUUUCAAAGAAGUUUUCUAACRUGAUCUCGGAGGCUUUGGCCGGUUGUUCCUGGUGCUGUGGUAUGCUGCUGUGUGCAGAUGUGAAGUACGUGGAGCAUCGUGGUGAUGAGAGGCUGUUUCCACUUAAACUCUUUGCUCUCUGUCUCAAGGCCACCGGGUUCGACAGCAGUGGGGUUAGGGAGCUCUUUGAGCCAGAAUGAAGAAGAGGCCCUGGGUACGGGGUAGCUUUUCUCAKAGCGAGAGCGUGUACAGUUACAGCAGACRCAACAUUAAUCUGACGGGUUUAUUUAGUCAGUGCAUAAUUACUCUAGUUUGUAUAUCUUGCCCUCRUGCAAGCAAAGAGCUUUAUUUUGUUUUGCUUUUUGUGGAUUUCUUUUUUUUUGCAUCCUUCUUUGUGUGCUACGGUUCGCUCUCCGAGGGGUAGUGUGACGCUCUGUACAGCAGGAGGCACCGUCGAGCUCUCUCCUUCAUACCCCCAUGCACACACACUCCACUCUCCUUGUAUUUUAUCUGAACAUUAAUAGUUGCUCACAUGUUCCUAAUGUAAAUUUGRAUCUAAACGAGGAGCUUUCCGAACAAAACAAAAGUUUUUUAAACUGCUCGGAAAAAUGUAGAAAAUAAAAACACGGAACGGAACGAUCGAUUUUUAUCGGACUGAGCUUUACGAGACGAAGAUAAAAACCAGCAGAGGGACAGAAUGGGACCACACAGGCUUCUUUCUGCCUUUACUGAUCACUGUCCAUUGUGUGCUGUCCCUCUAAAGAACCCUGUUCCGGUAAUUCCCUCUUCUCCCCAGUCCUCUCGCUUUCGUCUUUCAUCUCUUCUUUUUUUUUUCCACAGUCCUUUUCUGCUACUUUAAAGGAGUAACAUUGAUCAAACAUAGGAGUACCAACCAGCAGGCGUACAGUUACAUUUCCUUUACCUCUUCCUGAACCAGUGCGUUUACUCCCUUGCUCCCUCCUUUUCUCCUUGUUCCCACCCUCCUUUUCUCCAUGAAAUGCACGCUGUAAUACCGACUCACUUUCACAGACACAGAGGGCGAGGGAGACAGGAACAGAAUAGUGGACUUGCCGACUGGAGGGGAAAUUUUUUUGUCUGAAAUGAAAGCCAGCUUGGGAACGGACACUGCAGAGGGGCAUGCAGGGGCUCCACAGUUUGUCUGCCCUGGGGACUUGAGCCUACAAAACCAUGAAGCAUACGAGGCAGAGGAGGGAAAGGCAAUCAAAGCGGCACAAGCUCAAGCUGAGAGGUGUGAUACAGCCAAAGACAAAGGCCCGAAGAAGGAACGUGAGGCAGAUUGUGCCAGGAGACCAGAUAGACCGACAGACAGUAGAGUCACAUGGAGAAAGGAGGCAGGAGCUCGACAGCAACAGGCGUUUCACAUUUUUUCCCCCAAAAAAUUCACUCCUGUAGUUGUUUUGGCACUCGUUUGUGUCAGACCUGCUGAAUUUAGACAAAAACAUUUUUGCUAUUUUUUGUUAUGUCCUCUCAUUUUAAGAUCUGAUUUGCGAUUUAUGCAGACAACUUUAGGAAAUGCUGAGAUUUGACAUUCUUGUGGCACGAGGUGUGGAUUUUUGAAUCGCUUUGGGGGAUUUCCUUUGGAUCCGACUGUUAACAGAUACAUUUCUGGUACUUUGCUGUAUCACGGCUGUCACUGUGAUGUAUUUAGUUUUUUCUCUCUCUUGUAGCUUCUUCUGUUCUGGUCAGCAUGGUUUUUACAGUAGCAGCUCAGGCCAAUUGAUCUGCUCGUUUCUUCCUUGUGCAUACCAUUCUUGUGCCACACCACAUUCGUUCUUUCUCUAACCUCUAUUUUUAUUUUUUUAUUUUUUGAGAAAAUCUUUAAAGGUAGAUUUACACGUUAACUCUUUCUGACUUUGUCGUCGACCGCAGUCCUCACUACUCUCCUAUCUGAACUUGUCUGUCCUUCUCCCCUUUAACACUGCACCUGCUUCCCCCUGCAUCUCUCUCUGUGUUUCCCUGCCUCUCCUUCUGUUUCUCUUCGGCUGCACAUGGUACAGUCUCGCAUGUCUGAGCACCAGACGGCUAGACGGCAGCAAUCUGCUCGAGAAGCCUCGUGCACUACUUCGAGCGAUCCAUUGAACAAAGCCAGCGAAGGCGGCACUAAAAUCUUCCUCUACUUUUCUCUGCAGCAUUCUCUCUCUCUCCCUCUCUCUCUCCCUUUUCUUUUCCCUUGCAGAUUUCUCUCUUUUUACGUUUCGUCUGGCCACAUCUYCUCUCCCUCUGCUAAGAUGACCUGCAGAGACACACACGCUGAGGACUGCGGCAGCGUAAGCCGCCUCGGCCAGCAGGCUGGUUGCCUGCAACACACAGCAAUUAGACCAUAAACUGACUCUCCACACAACAUGGAGAUGGAUACCAUCUGUUGCUGUGGGAACAACACACUCCUCAACCGGGAAGGACAUCAUCUUCCAUAUUUUUGUGAUGCCCUCUUCAAAGAGCUCCACUCACUGGACUUUGCUGGAGUUAUUYGGCCAGCGGAGGCUCUUGGGUUUCGGCGCCAUACUGGCAUGGCUCAUCCUUUUCCAUCUGCUGGUGAAUGUGUGGCUGCUCUGCGUCUUCACCAGCCUCCUGGUGGUUCUUGGUGGUUGGCUCGGGUCCCGAGCUGCCCUGGACGCUAACAGCUUCCUACAUCUGGAGCAUUUUUUACCCCUGGGGAAAGUUAACCYUCCUCUGUGUUCCCCUGAGCAUGAGUGGAGGCUGAACCAUGAGAUCCACUGUGCGGUCCACAAGGCAGUACGYGACUUUGUGUCUUCGUGGUACCGCACCCUGCUUCCUGAGGUGGAAGGAGAGUUUGAACGAGCCGUGCGUCACUCGAUGCUGGAGUCUGUGAUGGAACUGAAGGAGCGUGCGCGGCGAGUGGACAGGAAAGCUCUGGUUCAGCGGCUCUUGGAGCUGUAUGGCUGCCACCUGCAGAGCUACAUGACUGUCAGGCAGAUCCAGUCGGCGCAGAAGGAGAGCAGUGGCCUGUGGCAGCUCUACAGUAAAGUSGAGUCUCCUCAUCCAGCCGUGAGCAGUUCCACCACUGAGCUCAACUACGCCAGAGCUUUGGUUAAACUUGUGUUGCAUGUUCUCGUCCCAUACCCUCAGAUGGAAACGAGGACYGGGGGUUACAUGGUGACGGAGCUCAUCACCUGCAAUGUGCUGUUGCCGUUGAUAAGCAGGGUUUCCGAUCCCGACUGGCUCAAUCAGACCAUCGUGGACAUAUUCACCAAAACCAGAGAAUCGCAGGAUAUUAGCGUGGAUGACCCCUCUGUUCAUGCACUGUAUAAAUGUCAUGAACAUGAGGAGUCGUGGACUACUUGCAAGUCACUGUCCGUCUCCGAUCAGACCGAUUUCAGCUCCAAGAACACCUCUGUUGAUUUAGAUGAGCCUCGGAGCCAGAGUGCGAUCUCUGGGUCGGACUCGUCUCAAAGCAGCCUGGUCAGCCUGACGUCUACCAGACGAACGUCCAGCUACCAAGCAGGCUUAAACACACCGUCCAAGGUGAACUGCUGCCCGCUCACAUCGGGCCAGUAUAAACAGUCAUCAGAGACCAAAACCGUUUCUGCAGAUCCACUUAUCCAUUCGGACUCAGACGAUGACCUGAGAGGAAGUGUUUGCGACUGCACUCCCACCACCAACCUCUGCAACCUUCUCCCCGUAAAUGAUGAAGAAGCCUGCGGUUGUUUUCGACCUCUGAGAAAUUUUGGAUCGAAAGUGGUUGAGCCCAAAGACUCCCAGUGGCCAGCUGGCAUUGCGCAGGACAAAUCCCCAGUUUGCCCCCCCAAAAAGCUUUGCCUGACCUCGUACAGCUUCGACCUGUCCAGCGGCCCGACUACGGYGCCAUUCAGAGUCCAGAACGUUUGCAUUUCUGGCACAGUCAAUGUGAUGGAGCAGCGGAGCACCGGCACACAUCCCUACACACUCUACACUCUCCAGUUUGAGACGGUGGCUGAAGGCGACUGCACAGCCGCUGCGCCACCGGCAGUUGGUCACUCUGUUAACCGCAGAUACAGCGAGUUCCUCAACCUGCAAGCACGCUUGGAGGAGAAGCCGGAGCUCAGGAAACUAAUCCGAAAUGUCAAAGGCCCAAAGAAAAUAUUUCCUGACCUUUCUUUUGGCAGCCAGGACAGCGAGAAGGUUGAAGCUCGUAAAAGCCAGCUGGAUAUCUUCCUGAAGCAAUUAAACAGCAUUCCUGAGACAGCCAACAGUGAAGACGUGCAGGAGUUCCUGGCCAUCAACUCAGACGUUUGCACGUAUUUUGGAAGAAAGCCAUUAACAAAGUCAAGAAUUGAUAAGAUGAUGGAAAAUGCUUUAGACACUCUGAGGACAGCAUUCCCUCAUCCUGAGCUUUUCAGUCCAACCGAGGACAUUGAGGGUGAUACUGACGGAAGAACAAUGGACUACAGAAAGUACAGGAGGCUUUUCCCAAGUAAAGUUUCUCCAUCGCUCAAUAUUCCAGAUCUCCAUCCUAAAGCGACAUACUGCUUCAGUGAAGGCAGCUCUGUGCUCAAUGGCAUGUCACUGUGUGGCCUGGAGAACUUCGUCAGAGAACAGGAAAGACUUAUUGGUGGGCCAAACGUGACAGAAACGGUCAAGCCGAGCUACGAGCUGAAAGCUAAAGACAAGAAGAUAUCAGGGAAAACUCAUGGGACAGACACAGCUGUGGCAGAUGUUGCUUUGAACAUUUUGUGCCUGCUGAUGAAGGAUCACUGGAGCUGGCUGUGCACAGAGAACAUCCAGAAGGCCAUCAGACUUCUCUUUGGCACCUUCAUUGAAAGAUGGCUGGACAUAUUYGCUGCCCACCUAACCAGCGCCCCCUGCUGGGUGAUUUACCUCCAGGUCCUGCAAGAAGCUGUGUGGCCRGGUGGGACRCUGCCUGCUCAACCCCGGCCUGAACGAAGUGCUGCUGAAAAAAAGGAAACCAAGGAGCAAUGUCUGAACUGCCUUAUGCAGCUGCUUCCUGAGCUAAUAGCUGAUAUGUUGGGAAGCGAGAAGUACAGACUGAGCUUGGAGACCAUGCUGGAGUCUUUACAGGACUAUCAGAUAAACAAGCAUUUGAUCUACAGCAUCUGUGACCUGCUGCUGGAGUUUCUGAUCCCUGAGUCCAACGAUGUGACCUUUCAGAGAUCUCUGCUGCAGAGCCUGACUAAAGACACGGAGAGAAACAGUCUUCAUAUGUGAUAAACAUCUGGGACACACAGAGAAAUGUAGCCAUUUGAUGCUCAGUGCACAUUAUAGUUGUCYGAUGACUAUGACAAGGUCAUAAAGUCUAUGGUGUACAAUCGCCGUGGAGUCAUGGUGCAGCAGGUGUUACUGCAGAGGAUAAGAAAAUGUAAGUAUGCAGUGAUAUAAAGACAGAAGAAAUGCKUUCAGACAGUAGAUCAGAAGGAAGAAAUAAUCUCAUUUGUAGAUUUAGCUCACUGAAUCUGCAAGCCACAUUGUGAAAACUUGGAAAAGUUUGAUAAAUACAAAAUUGUGCUCUUUUUCUUGCUUCUUAUUCUUUCUUCCGUGUGUUUUUAUCUAUGGUGUUUCCCAUAAAGUUGGAAUAUUUUUUCUCUUUGUAUUAUGGUUGAAUUUUUAAAUCUACAAGUUUAAGUGCAUGUUAUAUAUGUGCACUACAUCUGCAUAAAUACUUUGUUUACAAGACUCCAGGUGAAUUUACUGUGAAACAAAGUAUGGAAAAGCAGUUCAUUCCUACUUCGGUGCAGGAUGUGUGAUGCUGUGGGCCUGUUUCUGGAUCAUCAUUGUGUUUUUUUAUGGGUCAUACAGGCAGUUACCCAGGGUGGCAUUACGAUGGGGGUUGCAUAAGGGACAAUAAAACAAAAGCAACUUAUCUGGGAGUUGCAACUUCAACAGAUUUGUUUUUUCUUUCACAGUUAAGGAUGAGUUGGCAUCCCAGUGUGUUGAUUAGUGAAGAUAGAAAUGGUCAACAGGACAAAAGAAAUCUUUCUCCAGUCCUUCUCAGUCUCAAGACCCAAAAACUAUAUGCGACUGUGUGAAUUAAAAAGAACAAAUAAGAGAGUCAGGACUCUGGAUGGAAGAAACUGUGCAAAGAAGAUUGUUUCCAGCAUYUAAGUGUUUGAGACACUAGUGGUGUCGGGAACAGACGAUAAACGUGGCAUUCAACUCUGGUGAAUACGUUAAUUGAAAUUAAGUAUUUUGUUUUGUUUUGAUUCAAAAGAAAGUUGUUUUUUACUCUGGAUGAUCAUUUCUGGGUUUAUGCAUUUUUUCCCUCUUGCAUUCAUAGCUGUCAAAGAUUUUCUGUUGUUUUUGCAGAUGGAUAUUUUAGUUUUUAUGUAUAUUUGUCUUGCUACUUCAAAGAUAACCCUGCUUUAUAAUACAACCAUUAUCCACAUGGUUGUGUCACAUUGUUUAAAAUUUGACCAAGGUUUAAUGAUGRUUUCUCAAAGAAACAUUUUAAGUUGAAGCAUUACCUUAAAGUCAAGUCAGCUUUUCCCCAGAAUGUCUUUGUAUGAAUACAUUAUUUAGACCUUAAAUUGAACUGUUAGACGUGUUCACAAUUAAUGACUCAUGUAAAAUCUCUGAUUAAAAUUGAAUCAGUAAAAUCUGUCCAGCCAAUAUGUCUAAGAUCUUUUGAUCCCCCCCAAAUAAAAACUCUGCUUCACA